This is a messenger RNA of Nilaparvata lugens (brown planthopper), 5181 nucleotides long. RefSeq names its product ras-specific guanine nucleotide-releasing factor RalGPS2. Gene Ontology annotation, biological process: positive regulation of GTPase activity; positive regulation of DNA-templated transcription; Ras protein signal transduction. The transcript has 2 exons. Bases 332 to 3856 code for a protein of 1174 amino acids. Gene Ontology annotation, molecular function: protein binding; guanyl-nucleotide exchange factor activity. NCBI's taxonomy places the organism in Eukaryota, Metazoa, Arthropoda, Insecta, Hemiptera, Delphacidae. The record is from RefSeq and is a predicted model, not a curated record. Gene Ontology annotation, cellular component: plasma membrane.
UUCAAUCUAAACUCAAAGUACAGUCUGCCUCUGAUUUCCAAAUUCCGAAUCAGAGCAAAAAACAAGACUGUACUGCUUUAGUAAAAUUGCAUGGAAAAGUGUAAAUUGCAGUGGAAUUUGCUCGAAGAAUUCAUUACUAUUAUUGACGAGCGCGUUUUAUUGUAAAUUCUUGAUGCUUUCACGCUUUUUUACAGUUUCUUAAUAAGUAUUACAGUUUAGUUUUGUGAAAUGUUUGUGAAUUCGUUCAGUGAUGGUGGUUUUGCUUGAACUAUUUGCUUGAAAAAUGUAUCAAGGAAUUUUGUAGCCGAGAAGCCUCAUCGUUUGUAGGAAAAUGGAAAAUAGCGCGGAUGGCCGGAUUAGUGGCGGGGAUCGGGGGAGUGAACAGAACCGGGAAGUGAAAUCGACAGCAAUCGUGAAGUACUCGGCGAUCCAGCCGGCCAAGUUCGCUCAACUACAGUGCAACACCGACCUGAACCUACCUCCAGCCAACUGGCUCAGUAGCAGUGCCGAGUCCUAUGGAUUCCAGCAUGUUCUCUCCAAUUCGGGAGCGUUCUCCAGUUUCCGCAUGGCGCACAUGUUCCCCGACUGUAUGGGACAAGUGGAUGUUGUGUCGGAUGCCGAAAACGUCAAAAAACUGUUGAAAAUACCCUACAGUCGUGGCUCCGUGAGCAUGAUGGUGCACCGUAUCGAAAACACGCUGCUCAUUGAUGAGUUCGAUAUUCACAAACAUCUCAUCCGACAAGCUGAGAGUGAUUGGGUGUGGUUGAGGAAAUUCUUUUUCGAACAUGUCUUACAAUCUUUGGGCGAUAAAGAUAAAGGAGUCACUCUACGAAACCACAGCCGAUGUGCUCUUCAACAGAAGUAUCUCACCUCCAAGUUCCUCCACCACAGUUUAGCUGAAACCAGUGAUAAGACCCAAGAGCGCCUUCAAAACCAGGACACUGUGAAUCGUCCAACUUGUUCUCGAAAUGAACCUCCACUACCCGAGCCUCCUUUGGAAGAAGAAGUACCAGAUCCAGCUACCAACAAGACGUUCGCACGAAACGUUGUGUGGACCUUCGAAGACAUCCAGAUGCUUCUUGGCACCGACAUGCCGAUCUUCGGUGGAUCGACUCAUCCCUGCAUCAGCCUACGUCUACGUGACAUGACCAAACCGAUCAGUGUCUUAACUGGUAUAGACUAUUGGUUGGACAACCUGAUGUGCAAUGUACCCGAGGUGAUGAUGUGUUAUCAUUUGGAUGGCAUUGUUCAACGAUACGAAUUAAUAAAGACUGAGGACCUACCUCAUUUGUCCGGUUCAAAGUUCUCUCCCAAGUUGAUUCGAGAUGUGGCUCAAAACAUUCUAUCGUUUCUAAAAGUGAACGCUACCAAAGCGGGGCAUACGUACUGGCUUUUCAAGAGUAGAGAUGAUGAUGUUGUGAAGCUGUAUGAUUUGACUUCUUUGUGCUCAGAGGGGUUGAUUGAUAAGGGUCAGAAUCCUUUCACAAUACCGGUCGCUAUGUUACUGUACAGAGUGGCACGCAAUAUGAAGCACAAUCUCCCCAACUCUCAGCCAGGCACUGUGAGGAUGUUGUUGAAAAAUUGUCUGUCGUUGCUUCCCAAAGAGAAGUAUCCUCAAAUUGUCACUUCUGCUCACUACAUGUUGUCCGAUUUGUAUGUGCCCGUGACUACAGAUCCGGCGAGUCCUGGGUUGAGUGACGAAAAUAAUGACGAUGAAGAGGAGCAAGAGAGGAGGAAGUUUGAGGAGGAGGAGUUUGAAAAUGAGGCAACGGUUUGUGCCACUACGAACUCGGUGGCGGUGCAGUCGUUGUGUGUGUCGAAUGCAGCAACCAAAGUGGUGGAUCCUCCCGCCCCUCCCAUGGUUGGCACAAUUGAAGACAGGUGUCAGAUGGCUCUGCAACAUGUUGCCGCCGGUCUAGAGUGUCUCAAGUACUUCGAAGAAUCGUCGCCAAAACGUGGCAAAACACAACCGAGUGGCGACAGAGUUGGCAACGAACGUCAGCAACAGAAGGCAACUGAAGAGGAGGUCAAGUAUGCGCAUCCUUUUCAAGCGAUUCCCAUGCCGUAUGCGCCGAUUUCUACUGAGAAGAAAAAGGGGAAAAAGCAAAGAAAGGGGGAGAUGUUGAAGAAGGAGGAUAAAAGUGAAGAGAAGGAGGAUAUCGAGGAAAUGUCGUUGAGAGCGUUAUUGUGUAGACCUCAUGCGGAAACUCUGCCUACCUGGCAACAACCUGAAGGAGUGGACAAUGCGUUCUGGAAUACACACCUCAAGACACUUCUCUAUGAAAAAGUGUUUUUGGUGUAUGUUACACUCGCCGAACAAGAAUACAACUGUGGUAACUAUGGGGUAGCUCUACGUUAUAUACACUGUGUACUGCGGUAUAUGAGUAAUUUUCUUGGGAAAAAUAGUGCCUUAACCAGCUAUCUACUAGGGAGAGCUGGUGAUUGCUGUUUGUUGCUGGCUAAAAAUUGGUCGGACAUUGAGAGACAUUUCACAGGGUACACAACGAAAAGUGACAUCGAUGUUGAAAUUGAGGAGGCCAUUUGUAAAAAAUGUUCUCCGACUAUCGAUGAUAAUGAAGAAUGUAAGCUGAUGCCGAAAGUAAUGGACAAUGUGGGUCAAAUGUUAGUUGUGGGAUGUCAGUUUUAUAGUAGGGCUCUAGCUUUGGCGCCUUGUGAUAAUCUGCGUAGACGUUUAGGCAACAUUCACAAUGAGAUCGGUUCCUACUACAUGAACCAAGCAGCUACAGUACAGAGCACACCACCCACGAACAACGAGGAGAGACUUAAGUAUGAUAACUUGUUCAAAGCGGCGAGGUCUCAUCUGGAGCAAGGUGUGGAGCAGUUUGAGAGUGUCUCGGACAACGCGAACCUGGCACUUCUGCACUCAAACACCGGUCGACUGAUGAGGCUGCUGGCUCACUACCAACAACAUUGCCACCAGUUCGACGGUGAGGAAGAUGAAGAUAAGAUCGCAGUUCGUGUGAGUAAAGGUGAGAAGUAUUACUACAACCGUGCGUUCAGUAGCUACCAGAAAGCGUUGGGAUUUUUGGGAGCGCGCAAAUCGAACCCACUCAUCUGGGACACGAUCAAUUGGGAGUUGUCCAGUGCGCUGUUCGCCUAUGCGACGAUGAUGCAAGACUAUCCGCCGCCCAUCACUAAUAGAACGAGAGAAGAGAUUGAGAGAGAGGUCGUGGAUCUGAUGCAAAAGGCGUUGAAGUAUUGUGAUGUGGAUACCGCGGGGCCUCGACAACCCAUGUACCAGUAUAGGGCGGGCAUGCUGCAUUAUAGACUGGCGUGUAUGUAUCAUAAAAUCUACAGGAAUCUAGUGGCUGAUGAAAACAGUUCUCGGCGUAAAAAUGUUUUGCAACUGUGUACACUCAAUUAUGAAAAAGCAGCUCGUAUUUUACUGGCUAUCGAGUAUCCUUCUGACUACCUCCGCGUGCAAUUGGAGCGUGUUGCUUUGUUAGAAUUUCAAUCGGAAAACAGCAAUGGUGCCCUCAUGAAGAUCAAACAUUACCAAAACGCGAUAGCCAUCUUGGUACAAUGUAUUGAAAUUUUGAACAUAAUGAAAACAUCUGCAAACACCCCAUCUACAAUAUCUGAGGAGUCGGAUGUGGAACAGCAGGAACGAACGACAGAAAAGAACCUCCUUGAUUUGAUGGAGAAUCGAUUGCAGUUUUUGUUGAGGUCUCUCGUCAAACUGUGCAUCACAAAUCCUCAGCUGAAGCUGUCUGAAUCGGAGACGGUUUAUAAGUCUAGUUACAAUACGCUCUUGAAACGUAAGGAUCAAGUCAGUUUGGUGGAGCAUUUGAUUAAUGUUUUGAAUAGUUUGAGUGCAUUAGUGGUUGGAAUGUAGUGAAUAGAAUUUCACAUUCUAUUUUAAAAAAAUGUAAAUGGGAAUAGUAGUGAAUUGAUGGGUAUUGAAAGCUGUUCAUUAUUUUGAACUUCAGCCCAAAUUCGGUAAACUUUGGUCUGUGUUAUGGAUUGCAACAACCAUUUUAUGAGUUUAUAUGUUGGUAAUAUUUCUUGCUUUUCUUACCGGUGAAGCUUAGUCAGGUUUGGGUUACAUUUUGUAAAUUUAUUAAGUUUUGUGGAUUCCAGUCUGGUGUUUUAUGAAUAUUUAAAGCUUAUUUUUCCAAGUUUUAGUCUACUGGAAUAACAAUGAUUGAUUUUCGAUUUAAAGCUCUAAAUGUUAUAAAGUUCCAUUCAAGUGGUUGGUAAUGUAUGAAUCUCUUAUUUACAACUUGAUACUCUGUAAUAAUAAGGAAUGUCAAUUGAUAUAUUUAUGGAAUACUAUUCAAGGAGUGAUAAGCAUAUGUUUAAUAUAAGGAGCAAAGGAAUGUUAGAUGUUUAACUGAAACUCAACAUGUAUAAUUACUGCAUUACAUUAUUUUAAUUGACAUUAAUUUACUAAUUAAAAAACAAUACAAACGUAUUAUUUUUUCUUCUAUUUAAUCACAGUUUAUUUUCAAAUUCAAGAGUUUUCAGUUAUAAAAUGUUGAAGCUCAAAUCAUUGAUGUAUUCAGUUAUGUAAACAGUUUAGAAAUAUUAUUUGUUAGUUGGUUAUUGAUUAAAAGGCAGCUAAUGUAGAGAUAAGCACUUAAGUUCCUCGCUAAUUCCUUACUUUUAAUCCUCUAAGUCAGUUAUAGUUGAAAAAUAGAGCUUUGAAUGAGUAAAUAAAACGUUGAGUAAAAUGUGAAGGAUCUGUUAAAUCAUAGUUUAUUAAUUUAUAAGGCUAACGUUAAACGAGAAUAAUCGCUUCAAAUCUUAGUAUAAGUUACAAACACUAUUACAUUUAUAUUCUCACUGUGAAUAAUGCUUACUGUAAUUCAACAUACUAAAUAGGCACUUGAACAAAGAACACCAUUAAUCAAAUAACUCUUGGAAUUGUACCAUGAUUGAAACAAGUAUUCUGGUUAGUUUAAUGGCUGAGUAGUAGGACUAGGCAUAGGGAGAUUUAUACAAUAAUAAUUUUCCAUACACACUCACUUUGAAUAGUCAUAAAGUUUAGUGUAUAUGAAUUUCGAAGAUUCUAUGUACAGAGUAUUACAAUUGUAUAUACUUGUGUAUUACAAAUUAAAAUAUAAAUCUGUGUACCCUUUUAAAUUAUUUUGUCACGACAUGUUUCGGCUACUAAUGCCAUUUUCAAGUUAAAUAGCAUUAGACUUGAAAAUGGUAUUA